GCAUCUGUCACCCUCCCGAGCGAGCUGCCUCCCACCACCGCGAUCCCCUCCACCCCGCGCCGCGCGCGCUCCAACCAAGAGAAGAGUAGCUCUGCCGCCGGAGCCGCAGCGUGGGGAGUGGUCCUCCUCCGCGUCGGCGUCCUUUCGGCUGCUGUGCCGGGAGGGAGAUCGGGGGAGGUCUUCGUCGGCUGGAUCCAAGAAACGGGGGGGAGGGGGAUUUGCUGGCGGGGAGGAGGGAGAUGAGCCGGGGGCGGUCGCCGGAGCCGCUGGAUUUCUUCAUCUGGACAGUCGAGGAUGUUGGAUUAUGGCUUGAAGAGAUAAAUCUUGGCAGCUACAGGCAAGUUUUUGAAGAAAACGGUGUCAAUGGAGAGUAUCUUGAAAGCCUGUCGAUGUUUACUACAGAGCAGAUUCUGCGGUUUAUCAGGAGGUGCCAUAUGAAAUGGGGAGACUUCAUCACAUUGUGCAAAGAAUUGAGACGCAUCAAAGUGGCCUGCCUGAAAGGGGAGCAAGAAGUCCGCAGGCCAUGGUGGGCGCCGUCAUGCUUAUCGGUGGUGUUCGUGAGGGCGGCCAAGCGGAACCGGCAGUCUCGAGUCGUCUCCCUGAAGCUGGAGCCCUAGUACCCGUCCACCACAACGAAUCACCGCGUCGUCGCCGUCCUCCUCCUCCAGCUCCUGGUUGGAGGCACUGCAACCGCACACCAUGGUGUGCUAGUUCUCAGUGAUAUGAAAGGGUGUCUUCCUGUGAGAGCAGAGUAUGCUGCUCUACUAUGUUCAACCGGUCAUCUAUCCUUUUUUUUUUCUUUUUCUUGAUCUGUUUUAAUCAUGAUAUAUAGGGUUUGGAAUAGUAACCUGGUGUAGACAAACAAGAUACAAUAUAUUGUGCAGAUGGUUCCCUUAAAAGUUUCUGCUGCUUGCAAAUCAGUCUUGAGUUUGUUCUAGGUGUUAUACUGUCAUGUCAAGAUUGGUCCCC
Molecule: messenger RNA, 969 nt
Organism: Oryza brachyantha (malo sina)
Lineage: Eukaryota; Viridiplantae; Streptophyta; Magnoliopsida; Poales; Poaceae
Exons: 4
Coding region: 240-617 (125 amino acids)
Molecular function (GO): protein binding
Source: RefSeq, a predicted model, not a curated record